AGAGGAACAAAUUAUUCUUUUACUUUCUCCUGUUGUUUUCAUUGUAAUAAUCUCAAAAUGAUGAAUAUAUUGUGAAAAAAGUCAAGAAUCAUCAAGCCUAUCAUUUCAAUAAUGCCUAACAACAGUGAAAUAUAUGAACUUGUGUGUUCUAACCUUCAAGUGCCACCAGAUAAUAAAGUAGUGAAAGCAAUAAUUGAAGUGAGCAGGACAGGCGAGCUGAACUUGUCCAGUCUGUCUUUCACAGUGCAAACUUGUAAUGUUUUGAGCAAAACACUUCCACAAAUAAAAGAUGUCGUUAAACUCAACCUUGGAGACUGCCUCUUACCACCACAGGGACUCACUGUGUUGCUAUCCACCAUCCACCUGACACAUGUUUCUUCCCUUCAACUACGAGGCAACAACAUCGCAGGCCCAGGUGUCUACAAAUUAAGCAAGAUGCUGUCACGGAGUGCUAACAUCAAGAAUCUAGGUUUGGAGUGGAACAGCUUGGGACUGUGUUCUGAGGCCUUGACUCAGUUCUGCAGUGCUGUAGCGACUAACCACAGUAUAGAGACGUUGGACCUUCGUAACAAUCAGCUGGACGAGGGUUGUGCAGCUCAGCUGGCCAACAUGUUGAGGAAAAACAUAACUCUCCGAGUUUUAGAUGUAAGAUGGAACUCAAUAGAGCAGCUGGGAGGCCAGUGCUUGUUGUCAGCUCUACAAGCCAACAAGACUCUCACCUCACUACGGCUGCAAGGCAACUCCAUCCCCAACCAACUCCUCACAGCCAUCGAACAAUGCUGCCAACACAACUUGAGUUUGCUGCAACUAGAGUCUGGGUACGAGGCUAGGAAGGAGCUGCUAGCCAGCCAUGUUCGAACACUAGCCACAAACAGGGCCCAUGAACUGCAGCUGAUGGCUAACAAAAGCCAACAACAGCUGAGUGAGAUGGACUCAAAAGUGAAGGAGUUGGAGGCUUUACUGGUGGCCAAACAGCAUCAACUUGAGGAAGCAUCAAGAGAGGCAAGUGAGAAAACGAGAGAGCUAAAAAUUGCUCACAAAGAGAUAGAGGACAUUCAACAGGAGAUCAAACUGAAGGAGAAUAACAUGGGUUCGACCAUUAGGGACUUCAGGCUGCAAAUAGACAUCCUUAAUAAGGCUCUAACUGCAAAUAAAAGCAAUGUGUCGGAGUUGGAGUCCAGUUUGGCUGAGGAACGCCAGCUGAGAGAAAAUGAAGAAAGAGACAGAGAGAGACUGCGAGAAAGAGUGAGAAGACUGGAGAUGGAAGUAGAGAGGAGCAAGGAAGAGCUUCAAACCAACAUUACAGAUCAUAUUGCUGCAGUUGAGCAAGAGCGGAGUCAGGCCCAGCAACGUGUGGCUCUGGUGGAGCAAGACUGGAGUAUGCGUCUGCAGCAGAGAGAGUCAGAGCACUGCAGGGCGGAGCAGGUGUACAGGGAGAGAGUGCAAACCUUACAAACUGCUCUGGAGUCAACCAACACUCAGACUGAGGUGGAGCGAACCAAGUGGGCAGAGGAGAGAGCUAGCAUCGUAGCCAAUGCCACAGCGAAAGAGUCGUACAAGAUGAUGUUGCUCACUGAGAAGGUAGAACAUUUGAAGGAAGAGAAAGCAAGUCUAGACAACCAGCUGUCCACAGCCAUCACCACCAACCAGCAACUACAGAGGGACAACUCCUCUCUCAUGGCCGACCUGGCAGACCUCCGGCGGAAACUCUCUGCUGUACAGGAGGAGCUGUCCAGUGAAAGAUUGAGCAUACAAAAACUGCGAUCAGGCCAAACAGAGCUGCAGAGGACAAUUGAAGGUUUGAGAGUGGAGAUAGCUGCAAACCAAAGGCGAGAAACUGAGUCGGCAACUACGCUAGAGGGACUGCGGAGGGAGAUACAGAGAGCAACUAAUACACUGGCUGACAAGGACCGUGUCAUUGCCAACAUCAGGAAGGAAGAAAAGGACCGAACAGCUAUAUUAGUAACUGCAAUAAAAACGUAUGUGAACCAAGUCAAUCUUUCAGGACAAUAA
Molecule: messenger RNA, 2013 nt
Organism: Macrosteles quadrilineatus (aster leafhopper)
Lineage: Eukaryota; Metazoa; Arthropoda; Insecta; Hemiptera; Cicadellidae
Product: leucine-rich repeat-containing protein 45-like
Exons: 12
Coding region: 112-2013 (633 amino acids)
Cellular component (GO): centrosome
Molecular function (GO): protein binding
Source: RefSeq, a predicted model, not a curated record